GUGCUUCGGCUGGAAACACGCGCCGGCGGCUGCGGCGUUCCGUGGCAGGAAGGGAAAGAGAGGCGGGAAGGCUGCGUGCAGCCCGCCCCUCUACUCUCCCGCCUCAGCCGCGCACGGGCUGAAUGGACAAGUAGGACAAGAUGUCUCGAGCCCCGGCGGCGGCGGCGGCGGCCCGAGGCGGCGGCGCGUCCUGCUCUUCACCUCGGCGCCGGCAGUGAUCGGACUCAGCGGCCGCUGCCCCUGAUGAGACUAUUGGCGGGCUGGCUGUGCCUCAGCCUGGCGUCCGUGUGGCUGGCGCGGAGGAUGUGGACGCUGCGGAGCCCGCUCACCCGCUCCCUGUACGUGAACAUGACGAGCGGCCCCGGUGGGCCGGCGGCGCCAGCGGGCGGCAGGAAGGAGAACCACCAGUGGUAUGUGUGCAACAGAGAGAAACUAUGUGAAUCACUCCAGGCUGUGUUUGUUCAGAGUUACCUUGAUCAAGGAACACAGAUCUUCUUAAACAACAGCAUUGAGAAGUCAGGCUGGCUAUUUAUCCAAUUAUACCACUCCUUUGUGUCAUCUGUUUUUAGUCUGUUUAUGUCUAGAACAUCUAUCAAUGGGUUGCUGGGAAGAGGCUCAAUGUUUGUGUUUUCACCAGAUCAGUUUCAGAAACUGCUUAAAAUUAAUCCAGACUGGAAAACCCAUAGACUUCUUGAUUUGGGUGCUGGAGAUGGAGAAGUCACAAAAAUCAUGAGCCCUCAUUUUGAAGAAAUUUAUGCCACUGAGCUGUCUGAAACUAUGAUAUGGCAGCUUCAGAAGAAGAAAUACAGAGUGCUCGGUAUAAAUGAAUGGCAGAAUACAGGGUUCCAGUAUGAUGUCAUCAGCUGCUUGAAUUUGCUGGACCGCUGUGAUCAGCCCCUGACUUUGUUGAAGGAUAUCAGAAGUGUCUUGGAGCCAACUAGGGGCAGGGUCAUCCUGGCCCUGGUCUUACCCUUUCAUCCCUAUGUGGAAAAUGUAGGUGGCAAGUGGGAGAAACCAUCAGAAAUUUUGGAAAUCAAGGGACAGAACUGGGAAGAACAAGUGAAUAGUCUGCCUGAAGUUUUCAGGAAAGCGGGUUUUGUUAUUGAAGCUUUCACCAGACUGCCGUACCUGUGUGAAGGGGACAUGUAUAAUGACUACUAUGUUCUGGAUGACGCUGUCUUUGUGCUCAAACCAGUGUAAACCUGUGGAGGCUGCAGUCUGCAGAGUCUUCCUGGAAAGGGUCUGUGUUCUCCAUUACGUGAAGGGUGGACCUCUGGGGACUGUCGUUCUAAAUAUCAUGUAGGAAUUUAAAAAGCCAAAAUACUAAUUAUUUCUUUGUAGUGUGUAAAAUGAAUUUUUUAAAAAAGAAAAACCCAACUCUGAGGACUUUUAUCAGUUCUUAAUAAUGCAGGUCUCACUCCAAUUACGGAAGCUAUUUUUUAUACUUAAUCGUAGUGGGGGACACCCCCCCAUGUCCAAGCAAUAGCCAUGAUUCCAAAUGGAAACAAUAGGUAUGGAUUGUUUUUAAUAAAAUGAAGACUGGCAAUAAAGGCAUUCAUUCAGCUGCAAAUACUGUUUAUAAGGUAUAGCCACUGGUACUCUUUCAUGUUUAGACAUUCUUUCUGUCAUUAUUCAAGAAAAUGUUUUUAAUCAUGCUAAUAAACUUUUUUGGAAAUGA
Messenger RNA from Phyllostomus hastatus (greater spear-nosed bat), 1678 nucleotides. It is a transcript of the gene METTL9, whose product is annotated as methyltransferase like 9. Gene Ontology annotation, molecular function: protein-L-histidine N-pros-methyltransferase activity. Lineage: Eukaryota; Metazoa; Chordata; Mammalia; Chiroptera; Phyllostomidae. The coding region runs from base 244 to 1200 and encodes 318 amino acids. The transcript has 5 exons. The record is from RefSeq and is a predicted model, not a curated record.